AUGGCGGAAGAGCGAAUUCGAUCAAAAAUGAUGAAGAAUCAAUCAUCGAUGGAGUCAAGUAUAGGAUCAAGAAGGAAAGCAUCGAGACACGAGCAUUUAGCACUUCUCAUGCCACCACACGCAUUUCGCGAAUCAUUUAGGAAAUAUAAACGAAACGGUGAGAAAGGAAUAGGUUCAAAAACCAAGCAGGAAUGUUGAAAUCAUCCCCACCUACUUUUUGUUCUUUCAAAAUAUUAUAUAUCUAGUCGGCAAGUAAUCCGAUAUGAUAACGAGACAAGCACACAAGAGACAACAAAUCAUCACAUUUUUCAGUCAUUCUUGAAAAAAAAAACGUUCUUUCUAUAUACUUAUACUACAUAUAAGACUAUUUUGAAUUGUAAUUAGGGAAAAAAUGGUGGUUCAGCAAAGUUUGGGUCGACCAAUGUCGAAAAAAAGACAUGUUCGAACAGUGUCACCCGGUAUCUAGAAGCUAUCUCUGAACUUCUGAUCUCUAAUUUUUUGAAUUUUUCAGGUCUGCGUAAUAUUCGAAUGACUGGACAUUUGAAUUGGAAAGAGAUUCGUCAUAGAUUCGAGAGACAAUCCACAUUUCACGGAAUUUCACAUGCAGCCACAGCGCCGACAGCAAAAUGGCGAUGGUUUUGGUACACGGCAUUUACGAUAUGUCUGUUCGCACUGCUUAUUCAAAUUUUCUUCAUCAUAUCAAAAUAUCGACAGUAUGGUAAAACAGUAGAUCUAGAUUUGAAAUUCGAAAAUGCUCCAUUUCCAUCGAUAACAAUUUGCAAUCUAAAUCCAUACAAGCGAAGUGCAAUAGAAGGAAAUCCAAGUACACGAGCAAUGAUGGAAGCCUAUACAAGAAAAAUAGGGUCUGGUGAGAAAUUCGAAGGUGUUGCUCAAUCAUUAAUUGCGUCAAAUCUACGUAACCAAGGUUCGUUCAAAUGUUGCAAAAUCGAUUUUUCAUCUGUCUGAUCCAUGAGCUUUUUCUGAUAUCUCUCACAUUUUUUCAACAGAUGAGAGAGAAAUAUCAGAGAAACAAAAAACAACAUCCAAAAAAAAUCAUUGACUUUUUACAGUUCGACGAAGCAAACGAAAAACCGGAUCAAAACAUCGAUUACGAGAUCGAAGGUAUCAUCAAGCGUUUGCACAAUGUUUUUGUCCUUCUCAGUCUGUAUCGCGCGCUUCUCAUGGCUCAUGUCUAGCAAUUUCAAAAGGAAAGGUGGAAUUUUUCGCGAAUUCCUCAAAUAUCGGAUUGAGUCUUCAUUCUACACGAUGUCUAUGUCAAUUUGAUAUCACUUCUCGUACACUUUGGCCGUGUUUUCCUUGUAAGUAAAAUCUUCUAUAGAAGUUAUGACCAUUCAAAUUUUGAUUUUCAGAUUCCAGUUGGAAAGAGGAACUUUGCAAAGAAUGUGUUGAUAGUUCUGGUCAUUGUCCAAUGCGAUUUUACAGAGGAAAUGAAAAAAUUCGAUGACAUUAGAGACCAAGUCGAUUUGUGUCUCUGUCAUAAAGAUUAUAAUCAUUGUGUCUCGAGUCGUGACGAUGGUGUGAUUCUUGAAAUCGAUCCCGAGGAAGAUAUACAGAAUCUAGAUGUUGUUAAAAGAGUUGGUGCACAGCUGAGUGCUCGAGAACAGGCAAAAGCAACAACAACAACUACCGAAGCUCCAGAACUCACUGAAGCUUUAGGUUUGGAAGAGCUCACAGAUGAUAUUGCAAUCACAACUCAAGCGCAAGAAAACAUAAUGUUUGCCGUAAACGAGAUGCCAGAAAAAGCCAAAGAAAAAAUGUCAUAUGAUUUGGACGAGUUGAUCUUACAAUGCUCAUUUAAUCAAAAAGAUUGUCAAAUGGCUCGAGACUUUACACAACAUUACGAUAAUACCUUCGGUAAUUGUUACACUUUCAACUUUAAUCGAACAGCCGAAGUAGCAUCACAUCGAGCAGGAGCAAAUUAUGGUGAGAUUAUUUGAGUUUUUGAUUGAAAUUGUUAAAAUUUGAAUUACAGGUCUUCGAGUUUUACUCUACGCAAAUGUUAGCGAAUAUUUACCAACAACUGAAGCUAUUGGAUUUCGAAUAACUGUACAUGACAAAUUUGUAGUUCCUUUCCCAGAUGCUUUUGGAUAUUCCGCACCGACCGGGUUUAUGUCAUCAUUUGGUGUUCGAAUGAAACAAUUUAUUCGCUUGCAACCUCCUUAUGGCCAUUGUAGUCACGGAGGGGAAGAGUCUGAUCAUUUCGUUUAUACCGGUUUCAACUAUUCUGUCGAGGCGUGUCAUAGAAGUUGCGCACAAAAAAUUAUUAUUGAAAAAUGUUCGUGUGCCGAUCCAAUGUAUCCGAUUCCAGAAAAACAUUCUGAUAUAAAAGUUUGCGCCGCAGUGAACAUGACACAACGGGAGUGUUUGAGAAAUACGACGUUAUAUUUGGGAGAGCUCUAUUCGAAAGGAAAAGAUGUGAUUCCAGAUUGCUAUUGUCAUCAACCUUGCCAGUAAGUUUUGAAUAUUGGGAUUAUCUCUCUAACUUGAAUAGCAUCUAAAUAUUUCAGAGAGACAAACUAUGAAGUAACAUAUUCAUCAGCUCGAUGGCCGUCGGGCUCAGCAAAAGUUAUGGAAUGUACUCCAGGUGAUAAUUUUUGUUUGGAAAAUUAUCGAACUAACGCGGCUAUGGUUCAAAUUUUCUACGAAGAAUUGAAUUAUGAAACAAUGAUGGAGAGCCCGGCUUACACUUUGACAUCGGUGUUAGCCGAUCUUGGUGGUUUGACAGGUUUAUGGAUCGGUGCAUCGGUAGUAUCGCUUUUGGAAAUCGUUUCACUAAUUGUUUUCGCAACACAAGCCUAUGUGAGAAAACGAAAAGGGUGAGUUGUUUUUGUCAAUUUUUUAAAUCUGGGCGGGAAAACAAGCUGUGCUCACAAGAAAUGUAUCUCGUUCAGCUCAAUUUCCGCUCAAUCGCAUCACUCAAUUCCCGCGCAACAUAAAGCUUCUAGAAUUUCGCUGAACACUCUUCACAAGAGUAGUACAGCGCAAAGUGUGAAGUUGUCGGUGAUGGACAUUCGAUCAAUCAAAUCCAUUCAUUCGAAUCAUUCGUCCAAAUCGAAACAAUCGAUUUUGAUCGAAGAUUUGCCGCCGGCAAUUAUGGAACACGAUGACGAUGAUGAUGAUGAAGAAGAGGAAGAGGAAAGUAGUGAGGAGGGUUCAAGAACAGCGUCGUGUAGAUAUUUGGCACCUGGUGAAGAUCUUCCAUGUUUAUGCAAAUAUAAUAGCGAUGGUUCGAUUCGUGUUAUGAAAGCGUUAUGUCCAGUUCAUGGUUAUAUGGUUCGCCGAAAUUAUGAUUAUAGUUUAUCAAAUAGUGAAGAAGAAGAUGUCGAAGAUGAAAUCCAUCAAGAAGAACCUUUCUAUUCAGAACCUUAUGCACGAAAAAAGUGAGUUCUUCUGGGGAAAAAUCAAUAUCCCAUAAAUAACUUUUCAGAAGUUCCACAGUCCGUAGGCCUCGCACAAAAUCGCGUGGCGAAGUUUUAGACAUGGAAGCUCACAACGAUCCGGACAUUGACGGUGAGCCGUCUUGA
Caenorhabditis angaria is the source of this 3545-nucleotide messenger RNA. The record is from the annotation of a GenBank genome assembly. NCBI's taxonomy places the organism in Eukaryota, Metazoa, Nematoda, Chromadorea, Rhabditida, Rhabditidae.